GUUGACGCAGGUCGUCGCCGUCGGCCGGUCGUGUUGGUCGACGCGGGCUGCGCGGGCAGCGGGCAGCAGUGGGUAGCGCGGCAGUUUGACUGUAUUCGUAGUCAUAGCGACCGCGAGGUAUGGCUGAUGGUCGCUCGAUUAAUAAAGUUGGCUGCGAAUGACAGCUACGCAAGAAGUCGAAAUAAUCAAAUACGUGGAAGGUGGUGGAAGGCCAGCUUAGAAGCCAAGUCCAGAAGCCUGUCUUCGUUUUUCUAUUCUCAAAAUGCGAAGCUGCCGAUCCCAGCAGUGCAUAAAUAGCGGUCCUCCUUAUAACGCCCAAAAGUCCGUUAUGUAAGAAGUGACACAAGUACCUAAUACAAAAAUUGUCAAGAAUUUUGAUAGUGAAGAUGAAUCGAUAUAUAACUUUAAACCAGUUGGGUGAUGGAACCUUUGGUUCUGUCGUGCUCGGAGAACGUAUUGAUACAGGUGAAAAGGUGGCUAUAAAGAGAAUGAAGAGAAAAUAUUAUUCUUGGGAAGAAGCUAUGAAUUUGCGAGAAGUAAAGUCAUUGAAAAAACUUAGUCAUGCAAACGUUGUGAAACUUAAGGAAGUUAUACGGGAGAAUGAUGUGCUGUAUUUCGUAUUUGAGUACAUGAAGGAAAAUCUCUAUCAAUUAAUGAAAGACAGGGACAAACUUUUUCCCGAGCCAGUAAUAAGAAAUAUGGUGUAUCAAGUACUGCAAGGUCUUGCUUUUAUGCAUAAACAUGGUUUCUUUCACCGCGACAUGAAGCCAGAAAAUUUGUUAUGUAUGGGUCCCGAAUUAGUAAAGAUUGCUGAUUUCGGGCUAGCGAGAGAGAUUCGAUCGAGACCUCCAUAUACAGAUUACGUAUCAACAAGAUGGUAUCGGGCACCGGAAGUAUUACUACACUCCACGACUUACAACAGUCCAAUUGACAUUUGGGCGGUCGGCUGUAUAAUGGCCGAGUUAUAUACAUUUCGGCCACUGUUCCCUGGCAAAAGUGAGAUUGAUGAAAUAUUUAAAAUAUGUUCUGUAAUCGGAACUCCCGAUAAAGAUGAUUGGCCAGAGGGAUAUCAAUUGGCUACAGCUAUGAAUUUCAAAUUCCCGAAUUUUACGCGUACGUCGUUGACUGUAUUAAUACCCAAUGCCGGUCAAGAGGCAGUCAUACUCAUGGAAGAUAUGUUACAAUGGAAUCCUGUAAAGAGACCAACAGCGCAGCAAUCACUCAGGUAUCCGUAUUUUCAAGUCGGCGAUCCACGUAUUAUUAACAGUAAAAAAAUUGGUGUCGUAUCUCAACGAGAACUUGUUAUGAACAAAAUAAAUCUUCCACCUCCUGCGCCUAAGCAAUACAAUUAUUCUCAAGAAGAUCUCGUCGUUAAUAACAGCUUAAUUCAAUCGAGAGCACCAGAAAAGAUGCUCGUUGAAUCACAACAGCAGCCAGCGGCGUUACCGUUACUAAAUCACAAUAGUCGCAAACGUGACAGCAACGCCUCUAAAUGGGACGAGGACGAUUUUGCCGAUCUUUUAGGAAGCAAAAUUGUCCCAGAGAAUCCAAGCGCGACGCUCAUCCCAGAUCGUGUAUAUAAGGAAAAUCGUGCCAAUUGGAAUGCCAACUAUCAGCAAUCAGACAAUUUACAUGCGAAUUGGUCCUUACCAACAUGGAAGGACUCACCAUCGAGAAUGUGGAAUCAGUCAAACCAGUCCAAUCAGACGAAGAACUUGCGCAAGGUCUCGGCAAAACAACACUAUCUCAGUGUGGCUCGGUACGUCGCAGGCCAGAGCACAAAUUUGCCAUCCAGAAAUGAGGAUUCUGAUAUCAACCGAUCUAAACUGCUAUUGAAUGGAUUCAUCGGUCAGGCAACAUCCAACAAAUACGAGGAUUUUACAGACUCUUUUUGGGGACCUAGAAAUAAUAUUGAGAAUCAAACAAGGCAACACUAUCUCGCGCGAAACCGUUAUAUUACCGAUCAAAACUUGAGACUACCUUAUCCCAGCGUAUACGGUACCCAAAAUAUCAAAAAUACCAAUAAACCUAUGUUUCAACCAAACUUAUUUGGAAAUGUUUUCAACACGAAAGCCAGCAGUGGGUCUCACGGCCGAACAGAUUGGGCAGCGAAAUACCUCAAAUGACCGUUGUAGAAAGGUUCGUUCUUCUUUUCAAAAUCAAUAAUUUGUCAUCGUGGCCUUCUACUCUAGAUGAAUUUCAACUGUGAUAGAACGAUCGCUGUCGUUCCAUUGUGACAGAAAUACAAAUAGGAAGAACGCAUUUUUUUCCAUGAUGAGAUUUUACGAAAGUAAAAUCGCACUUUAAUUGGAUGGAGUAUAACAUAUCGAAUAGUAGAACGAAAUCGUUACGGUGUUAUUAAACUACAGCAUUAUGAUCAAAGUUCUAGGGACGGUUAUAUAGAUGCUACGAAUCAUCCAUGUUAAUUGAUCAUGUAUGAUAAAAGUUUAAUUUUCUGAGAAACAAAUGAUUUCGAACGCGAUGAUGUAUAUAGAUCUAUAGGGAUACAUUAUAUUAUACACACACACACACACACACACAAGAUAUUCCAUUUAUCAUGUGAUCAUCUAUACAUGUAUUGUAUAUAUAUAUAUGUAUGUAUACACAUAUUAUUUGUAUAUAUUAAUUAAUUAUAUGCGGCGUGACAUUUGAUCAUAGUAACACGUUUCUCAAGAAUUAUGUUCUGAAUUAUAAAACAACAUUCGUAAAGUCUCAAUCAAUAUCAUCGGAUUAGAAUCAAUGUAUUGAUUGAUCAAUGUCGAGGUAUCACGCCGUAUCAUAUCUGAUAAAAUGUACGCAAAUAUGGCAUUAUUAAAAUGAAAAAUAUAAUAUAUAACAAAUAAUUUACACAUUCCCUAUUGCACAUAUUGCAUUAUGCAACAUACUUUAUUCUGCUACUUGUUAUAUUAUAGCUUAUUUUUCAAAGAUAUCAAUGAUUUUUAUAUUAAUCAAUUGUAUGUGUUUUUAUAUUUGUAUGUAUUAUCAGUAAUUUUUGUAUUCGACAAAGAAUGAAACGACAUCUUAUCAA
Molecule: messenger RNA, 3028 nt
Organism: Wasmannia auropunctata (little fire ant)
Lineage: Eukaryota; Metazoa; Arthropoda; Insecta; Hymenoptera; Formicidae
Product: serine/threonine-protein kinase ICK
Exons: 10
Coding region: 387-2126 (579 amino acids)
Biological process (GO): protein phosphorylation; intraciliary transport; cilium assembly
Cellular component (GO): cytoplasm; nucleus; cilium
Molecular function (GO): protein serine/threonine kinase activity; ATP binding
Source: RefSeq, a predicted model, not a curated record